UCAUUUGAUGUUUAUGCAUAUCGGUACAUACGAUAAAGACUUUUAUAUGUCUGGCCGAAGCAGUUGCUCUGUCGGACAACUAUUAUGCGACAAAAUAAAUCGAACUAUGAGAGCCGUAAACAACGGAAUGUCGUGGGUUUUUUUUUCAGUUAGCUACUUAAGCUAGGUGGGAAGCUAAGUUGGGUCGUAGACAGCAGCGUAAACUACAGUGUUGUAAGUGCAGCAGAAUAGCUUUCGUUGUGGCUAGCGUCUAGGUUAAGGCUGUACAUCGUGUGGAAAAAUCAUGACAGGAAGAAAAAGAGGGGAAAACAAUAAUGACACGGCCCUGAAUUAGCCGGAUGGCUGGCUGAGACUUCCCUGCUACACGAAACAGCUGUUGACCAACCUUGGAUUAGAGGACAGAGAUGGCAGUGUGUGCACUGACCAUGUUGGAUGGGAUGGAGGAUGAGGUGACAGCAGCAGGUGGUGUAUUGCUUCUGUUCUUGGCCCUCAUCUUGGCUUGGCUCUCAACCCAUGUGGCUGAUCGGGGAGACCACAUAUUGGGCACGAUCCUCACUGUGGGUGCUCAUGCCUCUCUGAUUGGACUGGGAGGCCAUGACAACUACGGUGGAGGGUCAGCUAGUGCCGACACCCCUGAGCAGCAGACGCCUCCACCUUCUCAGGAGAACAAGCCGGACGAAGGAGAGCCGGCAGCUGACAGAGGAGAGGGUGAGGGGACUGUAGAGGGAGCCGAGGGGGUUUGGACAGAUUUGUUGCUGGACAUACAGAGCAAACAACCACAGGCUGGAAGACUGCUUGUCACUUCUGAUGGAGAGGAUGAUGAGGCUGAUGAGGAGGAUGAGGAGGAGGAGUUGGAGGAGGAAGUGAAAAAGGCUACAAAGCCUAUUCCAAUUUUGACCAGCACCACCUCUUCUCCUACCAUCACCAGUAGUACCACUUCCAUCUCUGUCCGUCUGAAGUUUUUGAAUGACACAGAGGAAGUGGCUGUUGUAGAGCCACAAGAUACAGUUGGGAUACUAAAAAGCAAAUGUUUCUCAGGGCGGGAGCAUCAAAUUAAAUUAAUCUUCCAAGGCCAGCUGCUGCAGGAUCCCAAGAGGACUCUGUUAUCCCUAAACAUCACAGACAACAGCGUGAUCCACUGCCACAUCUCUCAGACCCUGCAUGAUUCCAGUCCAGAGGAGGGGGCUCAGUCCGGAACAGGAGCAGGAGCCGGGUCCGGAGUCUCCAGUGGAUUCAGGGCGGCAGGUGUAGCCAUAAGCACCGGCAGCCUGGUGGUGCCUGUCUUUGUGGUGAUUCUUGCUGUCGUGUGGUAUUUCCGCCUCAACUACAGGCAGUUCUUCACCGCCCCUGCGACCAUCUCCCUUGUGGGAGUCACUGUGUUCUUUAGCUUUUUGAUAUUUGGGAUGCACAGCCGCUGAAAAGGCAAAGAAAGGGCACACACUUAUAGUUGAAUGUUGUGAGGUGAAAUAAAAAUAACUACAGCAGUGGGUGAGUGUCUGGAGAGAUGUACUGACCAUAAAGGGCCUCGGUGCAGAUGCUGCAGCUGGUUUGAGAGCGUGCAUUUGUGCGAGCGUGUGGGUGGUUAAGUGAGCCUGUUUGUGCAUGUACAAAGAUAAAAACAUGAGUGACUGAGGAGUGUAAGUGCAGUUUAAAAAAACAAGACAAAAAAACCAGCAGUGAGUGAGCAUUUGCUUUAACUAAAACCUAAUUUAGUUCCUAUUCAAAGAUGUAGUGGUUCAGACCAUGUUGUAAUACUGGCUUCAUCUCAUGGCUCUUUAUUGCUGUAAAAUACUCAUUAUGCUUUCCUGUGCGCUAUUCUUUGAGAUGACUUUGUGUUUUAAAUGUACAGUAAAUACAGUCUACACUUACUACAGGUGAACGGCAGCCACCUUAAUUAGCAUUAUGCACUUGAAUUGGGAGGGGUAGCAAAAUAGAAUUCAGUUGACAGCAGUCUAUCUGUUGACAUCUAGUGGUAAGAUUUUACAUACUGUACCUUUUAAGAAAACCAACAAAAAAAAUGGCUUAAAAUCAUUUGGAACCACUCACUGUUGUGCUGCGUGUGCCAGUUUGAGUCUUUGCCAUCAUUGUAUUAUUUGAAUGACUCGAGCUCUCUGUAUGCAAAUAUAAAUUGUACAACUGCCUCAGUGCAAGACUGUUUCUUUUAUGCUACGUAGGAGUAGUUUAAUUUAAACAUUAUGAAAAGAUACUGUAAAUAUAUUGUGUAUUUUGUGUAAAUAAAAUUAUACAAUGAAUCAAUGUGCAUCUGGCACUUGCUGUCAGACUGCUCUGGUUUCAGUUGCAUCUCUUAUUAAAGCAUUUCAAAACAAA
Messenger RNA from Haplochromis burtoni (Burton's mouthbrooder), 2328 nucleotides. RefSeq names its product transmembrane and ubiquitin-like domain containing 2 (gene tmub2). The transcript has 3 exons. The record is from RefSeq and is a predicted model, not a curated record. NCBI's taxonomy places the organism in Eukaryota, Metazoa, Chordata, Actinopteri, Cichliformes, Cichlidae. The coding region runs from base 405 to 1418 and encodes 337 amino acids. Gene Ontology annotation, molecular function: protein binding.